Molecule: messenger RNA, 486 nt
Organism: Chenopodium quinoa (quinoa)
Lineage: Eukaryota; Viridiplantae; Streptophyta; Magnoliopsida; Caryophyllales; Amaranthaceae
Product: protein FAR-RED IMPAIRED RESPONSE 1-like
Exons: 1
Coding region: 1-486 (161 amino acids)
Biological process (GO): regulation of DNA-templated transcription
Source: RefSeq, a predicted model, not a curated record
AUGAAGGAGUUUUUUUGGGCCGGUAUGAAGACCACACAAAGGGUGGAGAGCAUUAAUCGGUUUUUUGACGGCUAUGUGAACCGCAAAACAAAACUCCAUGAGUUUCCUCAAAAGUAUUGCAUGGCCUUUGAUCAACGCGUUCGAGAUGAACUGAGUGUAGAUGCGCGUUGCUCGAAGUACCUUAGGAGGUUGGUUAGUGGAUUCAAAGUCGAAAAAAUAUUUCAAAAGUUAUACACGGACAACAAGUUUCAAGAAGUUCAAAAGGAGUGUACGAGAAUGAUGUAUUGCAACGUCCGAGGAGAGAAGGUUUUGUCUGAAAAGCUUAUUCAGUAUUCGGUGGUCGAUCGUGUAUGGAUAGUACCUCCCGGUGCGAGUGAGGAUGUCAUUACAAACAGGCGAAGAUCCUACAAUGUUACUUUCUGUCAAAUGACAAAGGAGGUGCAGUGUGACUGUAGGAAGUUUGAGACUAGUGGCAUACUUUGCUAA